AUGCUGUCUCUACGGGGGCACACGCGGUUAGCCCGCCCGUUCGCUCGAAGGACUCCCAAAGCAUGUUCGCGUCAGCUCAAUCUCCCGGCGCAAGCGCUCCGGAGCCCAAUACACAUAUGCCGACAAUAUUUUAAUACGCCAUACCCGGGCUGGUUCCCAUCUGCGCACGUAUCCACGAAACUCCACUCUGCAUCCCACAGUUCGCCGUGGUGGGCUCUUCGCUUUGCCUCCACCAAACCCAUACUUAGGCAACGAAGUAGGGUUGUGCAGGCUAUAUACAAUAUUUUUACAUAUUGUGGCAUUUUUGCGAUAUUCAGCGGAGCGCUUGUCGCAGGUUUCUUUAUCUACGAUGCGAGCACCUACCGUCACGAUUUAAGUUUGCAGGAUAUCCCCGUCUCUGAAUUGGCGCUGAACCCCCGUCGAGGUGGACCUAAAAACCUUCCAAUUGCAGAUGUGCUGGUUGAUGACCAUGAUUCAGAAGCUAUGGAGGAACAAAGGGACAAACCGAGGCUGGUUAUCUUGGGAACAGGCUGGGGAAGCGUAUCUCUUUUGAAAACGCUGCACCCCGGUGAUUACCAUAUAACAGUGGUGUCCCCUGUCAAUUAUUUCUUGUUUACGCCUAUGCUACCGGCUGCGACUGUUGGGACGCUUGGCUUGAGAUCUUUAGUUGAGCCGAUCAGGCUGAUUUUGCAGCGGGUUCAUGGACACUUCCUGUGCGCUGAAGCAGUGGAUGUUGACUUUUCAGAGAAACUUGUAGAGGUAUCGCAGAUAGAUAGCAGUGGGAAGGAGCGACGUUUCUAUUUGCCUUAUGAUAAAUUGGUCAUUGGCGUUGGGUCAACGACGAAUCCGCAUGGAGUAAAAGGCCUUGAACAUUGUAAUUUCUUGAAAACCAUCGAUGAUGCGAGGAAAAUCAAAAACAAAGUUGUGGACAAUUUGGAACGGGCCUGUCUCCCUACAACGAGCGAUGAGGAGAGGAAAAGAUUGCUUUCGUUCGUGGUUUGCGGCGGUGGGCCAACGGGUGUCGAGUUCGCCGCAGAAAUCUUUGAUAUGCUCAAUGAGGAUUUGCUCCGGGCGUUUCCCCGGAUUCUCAGGAAUGAAAUCUCGGUGCACCUUAUUCAAAGCCGCUCUCAUAUUCUGAAUACGUACGACCAAACGCUCUCCGAAUACGCGGAGCGACGUUUUGCAAGCGAUCAAGUCGACGUCCUCACCAACUCGCGAGUUAAAGAGGUCAAAGCAGACAAAAUUCUCUUCACCCAAGUCGAAGACGGAAAGCAGGUUUUAAAAGAGAUCCCCAUGGGCUUCUGCCUUUGGUCAACGGGAGUUUCACAAACUGCACUCUGCAAAAGACUUGCUGAGAAGCUCGAUGCGCAGACUAACAAGCUGACACUUCUAACGGAUUCUCAUCUUCGGGUCAACGGAGCCCCAAUGGGCGACGUAUAUGCAAUUGGAGAUUGCUCCAGCGUCCAAAACAACGUGGCAGAGAAUAUCGUAUCCUUCCUCCGAACCAUUGCAUGGGAAAAGGGCAAAGACCCAGAAAAGGUCCACCUCACAUUCGCAGAAUGGCGGAACGUAGCCCAGCGUGUGAAGAGGAGAUUUCCACAAGCAGCAAGCCAUCUACGUCGCUUGGACAGACUUUUCGAACAGUAUGACAAAGAUCGCAGCGGCACUCUUGAUUUCGAUGAACUUCGUGAAUUGCUGCUUCAAAUCGACUCCAAAUUGACGUCAUUGCCUGCGACUGCACAAAGAGCCAAUCAACAAGGCAAAUAUCUCGGCCGCAAAUUCAACAAGAUUGCCCAGGCCAUGCCUGGCAUGAGAGCUAACGAGAUUGAUUAUGGUGACCUUGACGACGCAGUCUAUAAGGCCUUUCAAUAUAAACAUCUUGGCAGCCUGGCAUAUAUCGGCAACGCAGCAGUGUUUGACUUCAAUGGAAUGGGUUGGGCAGGCGGACUGAUGGCUGUGUAUCUUUGGCGGAGUAUUUAUUUCGCGCAGAGCGUCAGUUUGCGAACGAGGAUUUUGUUAUCGAUGGACUGGGCGAAGAGAGCUAUGUUUGGAAGAGAUAUGAUGAGCUUCUAA
Molecule: messenger RNA, 2073 nt
Organism: Paracoccidioides brasiliensis Pb18
Exons: 6
Coding region: 1-2073 (690 amino acids)
Molecular function (GO): NADH dehydrogenase activity; calcium ion binding
Source: RefSeq, a predicted model, not a curated record